Molecule: messenger RNA, 2377 nt
Organism: Capsicum annuum
Lineage: Eukaryota; Viridiplantae; Streptophyta; Magnoliopsida; Solanales; Solanaceae
Product: APO protein 3, mitochondrial
Exons: 3
Coding region: 914-2083 (389 amino acids)
Molecular function (GO): RNA binding
Source: RefSeq, a predicted model, not a curated record
AAGAUCAAAGUUCUAAUUUGGUAUCAAAUUUAAAAUUAUUUUUAUGUAUUAACUCUAAAUAAAAUUUUAAGAUCGAGUAUUUGAGAGAAAAAAUUUAAUACCGAACACUUUAAAUGACUUGCACAUAAUUUUGUGGUUAAUAAUAUUCUAAUCCCUCAUAUCAAACUAGCUCUAAAAAUUAAUAUUAAUAUUCUACCUAUAAAGUGCCAAUACAUCAACUAAAAAUUGUUCAAUUUCUUUUACUUCAUAGUCUUAGCAUAACUGAUAAAAUUAUUACAUACGUAGUCAGUUAAAUACAUGCAUAAUCAGUAGAUUUUUAUAGUUCCACUUUUUUCUCGAACGAGCUUAGUGGUUGGUGCUGACCUUUUGCAGCCCAUAUGCACACCAACUGUUUGUUAUAAUGCCUAGCUGAUACAAUUCAAAAUAAACUUCAACAACUUUCAGUAUAUUUUUUUUUUAACAAUCGUAAUGUCUGGACUAGCUUUUGUGCAUGUCCACUAAAUCCGCGAAACUCUUGUCAUCUCUCACUCAUAACAAAUAUCACGUAACUCUGUCCACUAAUGCUAGAACAUAUGUAUAGUGUCUGGAUCAGUUUUCACGCACCUUGACUAAAUCCACAGGAUACCUGCCAUCUUCACUGGCAACAUAUAUCACGUAAUUCUUUCUACUAACGCUAGAACAUAUCCAUAGUGUCUGGACCAACUUUCAUGAACCUCGACUAAAUCUAGAGAUACCUGCCAUCUGCACCAGCAAUAUAUAUCAUGCAACUCUAUCCAGCAAUGCUAGAACAGAUAAGAAGAAUCACCUAGUGUUGUUUUGUCUCCAUUGGAAUUCAAACCUGAGACCUCGUGCUUUCAACUCACUUAAUUGACCACGAGGCUGCACCAUAUUUUGCAUUCGGUCGCUUUUUAGAAUGUUCCGUAGACGAGUUGUAUCAAUAUUAAAUCUUGGUAGCAAUGCAGCAUUAUCAACUAUAAGUAAAUCAGCAAUGGAAGCUCUACCAAGAAAGCUGAAAAAGGCGGAAAAGAAGCCGUGGGUGACGAGUAUUCACGAGCUUAAGCGGAGAGGAAGAGUGGACAAACAAGAGAGAAGAGUGGUACGUGAAGUUGCAUUGCAGCCACCGGAAAAUGGACUGUUAGUUGAAAAGCUAAUACCAGUUGCUCAUCAGGUUUUAGCUUCAAGAAAUCAGUUGUUAGCUUGUGUUUCGAGGAUAUCGGAGGAUAUUCCUAUUUAUUUUUGCAGCUUAUGUACUGAAGUUCAUGUUGGUCAUCCACCACAUAAGAUCAGAACUUGCAACGUUAGCGGCAGUCAGAAGAACAAAGAACAUACAUGGAAAAGAGGGGGCGUAGAUCAUGUAUUACCUGUCGUAGAAUCUUUUCAUCUCUACGACAGGUUGGGAAGAGCAGUUUCACAUAAUGAACGACUUCAAGUUGAUCGCAUCCCAGCCCUUGUGGAAUUGUGCAUUCAGGCUGGUGUGGACUUACCUGAAUAUCCAACCCGAAGAAGGAAGUUCCCCGUUUACCGGGUUGCUGGAAAACUCAUAGAUUUUGAGAAGAGGUUUCCCAAGGAUGAUUUUUCCGAGAAGGACAUAGAGUCUUUUCGGUCUAGGGGAACUAUUAAGAAGCCCAUCGGAGAUGAAAAUCAUUUGAAUUUACCCUAUGAUGACAUAAAAGGAUUCGCUGUGCGAGGAGUGGAAGCUUGGGAAAUUUUGCGUACUGGAGCCAUACAACUCAUGCAAACGUAUGGUGUUCAAACAUGUGGAUAUUGUCCCGAGUUGCAAGUUGGUCCGAAGGGUCAUCGGGUUAGGCAAUGUCAAGCCUUCAAGCACCAGAUGAGGGAUGGACAGCAUGCUUGGCAAGAAGCAACGAUAGACGAUCUUCUCGCUACUGUAUAUGUCUGGCAUGUGCGAAACCCACACGCUGGUGACCUUUUGGUAGAUUCUUUGAAGAGGUAUUACGGAAAGUUACCUGCGGUCCUUGAACUGUUUAGUCAAGCUGGAGCACAAGUCGGAGAUGAUUACUAUCGCAUGAUGAGGGAAGAUGUCGUAGUUCCUGAACUAGAUGAAGAAAAAUUUGUUGUAUAAAGCUCUGAAAUGCUGGCCAACAUAUUGCCAGAGGAAAAGGAUCAUUGAACCGAGCUUGUUGUUUCGUUGGUUUGAUUGUUGCUGGCGAGGAUUACCCAAGACUAUCGUUGCAAGGGCUCGUUGAUUGUUAGGGUAAUCUACGCGGAUUCUGGGAGUUGGAAAUUCAACUUCACAUGAACCUUAAAGAAUGUUGUGAAUACAUGUAAAAGAAGUUUGUCGUGUUAAACAAGAAUGUAAACAAGGCCAUAGUUAAUUUAUUAGUCCUUCGUCUCAAUUUAUGUGGCAUAAUUUUAC